CAAUGUUGUAUAACCUACCUCAUCACUGUUGAUGUGAUGUUUUGUAGGGUUCGACCGACGUCCAAUGUUUCACUUAUCAGAUUACACCAAACGCGUUUCGUCUCAGGCAUGGUUGCUAAAAUUCUCGCUCGUGUCCUGAAAUUGCGCUACCUUGUUUUUGGGGCUGGUGUCGGGGGAGCUUAUGCUGUAAAUCAGAAAUAUGAUGAAUUCAAGAGUUCCCUUCCUAAUUUUGGAUAUUUAAAGCACUAUCUCCCUGAUGAAUCUGAGGUUCGUUCGUUAUUUGCAACUCUAAAGGGCGCUUUGUCGCGGACUUCUGCCGACCUCUCGAUACGAAAAGAGUCAGAAAAAAUCAUUGAAGAUCUCAGAGCUGAGCUUAUCAAAACAAAAGUAAUUGUGGUGGAUAUCCUUUUCACUUCUUUUCAGUUGCAAUACCAAAAGACCAUGAAUGAUUUAAAAAAUGAUAAUAGGACUCUGCGUAAACAACUUCUUCUGAAGUACCAAAAGACAUCACAACCGGAUAGGAUCAAGAAAACUCUUAUUGAUAUGUACUCUGAAGUCCUUGAUGAACUCUCUAGUCUUGAUACAGACUACAAUGUACAGGAUCAUUUGCCAAGGGUAGUCGUGGUUGGGGACCAAAGCUCUGGCAAAACGUCUGUAUUAGAGAUGAUUGCUCAAGCUCGCAUCUUUCCUCGAGGGUCUGGUGAAAUGAUGACCCGUUCUCCUGUCAAGGUCACUUUGUCUGAAGGCCCUUACCACGUCGCAUCUUUUCGCGACAGCCCUAAAGAAUAUGAUUUAACGAAUGAAUCAGAACUAGCCGGUCUGCGAAAUGAAAUUGAGCUCCGAAUGCAAGGCCUAGUUUCAGACGGUAAGACUAUUAGCACUGAGGUCAUCUCACUCAGUGUCAAAGGACCUGGGCUGCAGCGAAUGGUGCUAGUUGAUCUUCCUGGAAUAAUAUCAACUCAAACCACUGGUAUGGAACACGGAACCCGCGAAAACAUUCGGAAACUUGCAAAACAAUACAUGGAUAACCCUAACGCUAUUAUUCUUUGCAUUCAAGACGGUAGUAUUGAUGCAGAACGAAGUAACGUAACCGAUCUCGUCACUUCUGUUGAUCCUCAUGGGAAACGAACCAUUUUUGUUCUUACCAAGAUUCGUGAGAUUCUUGAGGGACGGUUAUUUCCCAUGAAGGCUCUUGGUUACUACGCUGUUGUAACGGGGAAAGGUUCGAAAGACGAAAGUAUCGAGAGCAUUAAAGAGUACGAGGCCGAGUUCUUUAAAAAGUCGCGUCUUUUUCGUGAGGGGGCACUCAAACUCUCUCAAAUGACCACCGAAAAUAUGAGCAAGGCAGUCUCCGAACGAUUCUGGAAAAUGGUCAAGGAUUCUGUGGAGCAGGAAGCAGAUACUUAUCGGGCUAUCCGCUACAACUUGGAAACCGAAUGGAAGAAUACAUUCCCACACCUGCGUGAAAUGGACUGUGAGGAGUUAUUCGAUAAAGGCCGGAACGAAAUUCUUGAUAACCUCGUUAGCCUGAGUACCGUCCCUUCGGUAACGUGGGAGAAAAAAAUUAAGGAACGUCUAUGGCAAAAACUCCAGCCCUAUGUCUUCGAGACAAUUUUCGAACCUGCACGAUUGAAGACCAACCUAGGGUCUUAUCAAACCUUCGUUGAUGUUCUUCUUCGAGAUUGGUCGCAACAUGAGCUACCCCAAACAUGCGUCCAGGUUGGUUGGGAGGUGCUUUACGAUGAGUUAGAGCGGGCCGCAAAGGAAGCCGAACAUCACCGGGGAUAUGAUUACAUUUUUGACAAACUAAAGCAGGAGGUCAUCACACAGACACGCAAUCGCCAUCAGUGGGACGGAAAAGCAACCACGCGUCUGAGAGUUAUUCAAGCAACAACACUCGACGACCACACUGUGCACACAAAGGCUCAGUGGGAUGCUGCUGUCAAUUUCCUUGAAGAUGCCCUAUAUUCUCGCAUCAAGGAAGUAAACCAAGCUAUCUCAGACCUACGUGGACCAGGCUUGCUUUCGCGCUGGGUGCACUGGACCAACCAGACAGACGACCAGAGGAAACGUGUUGCAACGAUCGAUGAAAUCCUUCCUAUUCUUGCCUCACAGCAGCGACCAACUAUUGAAAUGUCUGCCGAUGACGUAACUACGGUUCGCCGAAACCUCCAGGCCAAGAAAUUUGCCGUCUCCAACAAAUUUAUCCGAAAAACCUACGCACCACUUGUUAAGCAAGUAAAUCUCGCCCAUGCCCUUUCUGCCUGUCAGUACUGCCGUCGCUGCUUCUACUACUACCAACAGGGCUUCAUGGGCCUUCUAAACGAAGAGGAGGGGGAAGGAGGUGGCGUUGAACAGGAUGCGGAGUUGGCGAUUAAUGCGACACGUCCCUUGACUGCUGCUCUUUCUUCCAAAGACUCCAACCAGUCAUCUAUUCAACACGACGAAGAUGCACCAACAGCGUCUGACCGGGAGAAAACGUCUAUUGCGACUUCCUCGCCUAACCUCGGAACUGACUACAUCGACUGUCGAGAAGUUGUGCUUUUUUCACGGCUCCUUCGGAUGAUCGAGGCUUCUAGCAAUUCACUGAGACAACAGCUAGUCAAUGAUGAAAAGUACGCUCUGGUGGAACCCUGGCCAGUGCUUCCACAAGUCGAAGUUUUAAUAAAAGUCGUGUUUUACUGGAUUUCAAAGCAUUCAAUGCGUUGUGUUCCCUUUAUAGUUCGACGGAUGGAGCAACAGGUAAAGGCGGUGCUGAAUGAGAUAUCAGAGGACCCCAUCCGCCUCAACACUCUCAUAACUGGAAAACGCGUCCAGUUGGCCGAAGACCUGAGUGAGCACUUUCUCUCUACUGCCAUACGUUUCACGGUCUUUUGUUUAAUUGCAAGGCCAACAUGA
Molecule: messenger RNA, 2898 nt
Organism: Mesocestoides corti
Lineage: Eukaryota; Metazoa; Platyhelminthes; Cestoda; Cyclophyllidea; Mesocestoididae
Source: the annotation of a GenBank genome assembly